This is a messenger RNA of Periconia digitata, 1060 nucleotides long. Lineage: Eukaryota; Fungi; Ascomycota; Dothideomycetes; Pleosporales; Periconiaceae. The record is from the annotation of a GenBank genome assembly.
CUCGGCCUCCACACCCCACGUCAACGCCAUCCUCAAGAUCUGCUUCGCGCGCCUCGUCAGGGCGUUUGCGUUGAUUUCAGGGACAUGCGACAUGUUGGGGAGGUUAAUGAACGGGAUAUAGAUGUUUGUGUUGGAGCUGGGGUUUUGGGUGUGUGGAAUUGAAGAGAUGGGUUGGAUGGGGUGGGGUUGUUUUUUCUGGUUGAUUCCCGGGGCUUGAGGCGAGGGUUGGGGGGAUAGGUCCGAAGGCACUCUAGGUACAGUCACAGAAGCGGUGCUGCGUCUAUCGCCUCUGCCACAUGUAGCGAUUGUAACGUUUGAAAGCACGCAUGCAGCUGUGCAGUCGGCGCUUGGCAUCAUGGGGUCCGGCGUGGUGUUUGAUGCGCUGGAGUUUGUGGAUCGCGCGAGUUUGCGGGCGGUGAAUUCUUCGGGGUUGUUUGGGCGUGAGCGGUGGGAUGAGGCUGAGACGCUGUUUUUGAGGUUCUCGGGUAAGGAGCAAGUGACGCAGACGCAUAUCUCCCUUGUAAACUCCAUGCGUGAGGGACGUGGGUGUCGGGGUAUUCGCAUCUCGUCGGACCCGGUGCAAGUCGACGCAUGGUGGAACGUGCGGAAGCUCGUGGGGAAAUGUCUCGUCAUGGCUAUGAAACAAGGGGAAGUAUUCAUGGCCUCUGAUGCGGCGGUGCCGAGGUCGAGGUUGGUGGAUAUCAUUGUUGAAACGCAAGAGGCUAUGGAGGAUGUGGGGUUUUUUUGCUCGACGUUGGGACAUAUCGGGGAUGGGAACAUCCAUGUGGCGAUCCUCUGUCCCGAAGAUCAGCGGGAAAGGGGGGAGAAGUUAAUCGAGGAUGUGCAGAGGAGAGCGUUGAGGUUGGAAGGUACGAUUACUGGAGAGCAUGGGAUCGGGACUAAGACAAGAGAUAUGCUGGUUGAAGAAGUGGGGAGUGUAGGUGUAGAUAUGAUGCGUAUUGUACGUAUACAAUCCAACCCCCCUUCUUCGUUGAGAUUACUGACAUGAAGGCGUUGUUUGAUCAAGUUUUCUCUGGAUCCGAGAGGGAUUCUGAAUCCU